This is a messenger RNA of Monosiga brevicollis MX1, 624 nucleotides long. RefSeq lists its product as uncharacterized. The record is from RefSeq and is a predicted model, not a curated record. The transcript has a single exon. Bases 1 to 624 code for a protein of 207 amino acids. Lineage: Eukaryota; Choanoflagellata; Craspedida; Salpingoecidae.
AUGGCGGGUCGGGUGUCACAUGGGGAGGCACAGGAGAUGUUUGCGCUGCGGGUGGCGGCAGCGUAUGGGCGUGCGGCACCAAAUUUGGCGCGCAACGUGUUGUGCAAUGUGCUGGAGCUGCCGACGGUGGGAGCUGGUGCCGGGAACUCGCUGAGUGAGAAGGCUGCGCACAGCCAGCGGGGAGGCCAGGCCCGAGGUUGGCAGCGGCAAACUUGUCUAAGCUGCGGGGCCAUGGCCUGCGUCAACCCAACCCUCAGUAUUGUGCGCGUGCGACGCAACAAGCGGGGCCAGCCGCACCUCACAUGCCGCGUUUGCGGUGCCCUGUGGCAUUCCUACGACCGUCACACCAUGCAGGGCCUUCGUCGCACCAACGCCGCCAACGCCGCCAAGGCGCUGCAGGCUGCCGCGUCCCACCCUUCGACAACAAGGACCGUAGCCCCCUCCAAAACGACCCCCUCAGCUCAAGCUGGCUCAUCAGUGACCGCCCCCGGUAAAAAGGACAAGCCAGGCAAAGCCAACAAAGCACGCAAACAACGCGCCAAGCUCAACAAGGCCCUCCAGCAAGCCGCAGGCCAAAGCAAAGGCGGCGGUGCCCUUCAUGAUUUUCUGGCCAACUUGAGUUGA